Molecule: messenger RNA, 1050 nt
Organism: Cantharellus anzutake
Lineage: Eukaryota; Fungi; Basidiomycota; Agaricomycetes; Cantharellales; Hydnaceae
Exons: 5
Source: RefSeq, a predicted model, not a curated record
GUUUCAGCCGAUCAAUAUCGGUACGCGUUGACCAACUUCCGUAUUGCGCACGAGCAAGUCGAGAAGCAGAGACAACAGUUAGAGGAACAGGAGAGACAGGUUGCUUUGCUUAGACAACGGAUCGCUGUGUUGGAAGGCGGAGAUGAACAGGGGCUGACGAAGAUGAAUGCGCGUGCUGGGAAGUCGAGUGUGGAUGAUUUCUCGAUUAGGAACGAAGCUUCCAAGUUGGAACGGUUGAUUAACCGAUGGGCUGCGGAUGUCGUCCGUAACCCUCCAGGGAGUCUAGGAGACAUAUAUAAUGCCUCUCAGUCUGAUAUGGGAGGGUAUGAGAUCGAGAAUCCGACGCCGGCAUUGGUACAGAACAUCCUGCGGCACGCUUUAUCCGAAAUAAUAUCUGAGGGCAUCAUUAAUUGUUUGAUUGUCACUAAUUCGCCUGAAGCCAACAUCCAGUUGUCUCGUAUUCAUGAUCAUAUCUUCCAGCGCGAUCCCACUGUGGCCAGCGUUUGGAGACGGCAGACCUUCUCCGCCGCCGUUGAAGCCUUCACGACCGAAAUGUCGGAUUACAUCCUCAACGAGCAAAUCCCAACUCUAACAGAACUCAUCUUCUCCCCUUCUGCACCACCUCAGACAGCGGUGCUUGCCGCAGGAUUACGAAACAUUCUGAACACUGGGUAUGAGUUCUCUAGGACGCUGCAUGCGAGUAAGACUAGCUCUGCUGGAUCGACGGGAGGGGCAGAUGCAUUUUAUCGAGCGUUCGUGCCUGAUCUUGGAAGUGUGUUGUAUCCGACUAGGAUCGAGUUGUUGAAGAGAUGCAGAAAGCAUGAGAUGGGCGAAGUGGAUCGGGUCGGAGCUUGUGUCUUCCCAGGUCUCGUUAAGGUCGCACGAGGGGUCAACGGUAGUGCCUCUGAUGAUACAGACGGUGGUCAGUCGGUCAUUCGCCGUGCCCAAGUUGUUUGCGAGUGUGCGUUGGGACUUGGUGAUGUGGUGGUUGCAGCAAACCCAGGCGCGGCAGCUGCUCUAGAAGCUAAUUUUGAGCAACUUAGAGUUUAA